ACAAUCAAUCAAUCUUCGAAUGAUGAUGAAUUAUAAUCAGUAAAGCUGUGAAAAAAAAGGCCAAGCCAAACCAGAUCAAAUCUGAUAUCGAACCCACCCAAUCAUUGACAGCUGUUUGUUUUAUCAAUUUAAAAAUUUUUGACUAAAUUUUGAUUCAUGUGCCAUAAAUUCUUCUUGACCUUGAUUUUGUGCGUGUGUAUUCAAUGGUAUGAUUAUUGAUUCAUGGUCAUUGGUAAAAUUGAAUGUUGGCUCGUCGUUAAUUAGAAAACCAAACGAAACACAAACACAAAGACCAUAAAAAUAAAAUGACUGUCACUGACUUUUACACACACACACACAACAAGUACACAAUAUUAACACUCAGUAGGUACAAGCGUGAGAGAAUCGAAUUUGUAAUUAUAAUUAAAAGAUUAAACCAAUCGUUAUUAUAACAAAGACAAGCCAAAAAAAUUCAAUGAAUAAAUGAAUAGAUUCCGUUAUUUUAUUCUAUUUUUUUUACCAAGAAAAACCAACCCUUUUCCUACACUUCAACAAGAAAUUGAAAAAAAUUACUUCAUAUUCCAAACGAACCAUAUGAAGAACCCAGUUCAUUUUCUGAGAAUAUAAAAAGUGAAUUGUAAAUUGACCAUUCUAACAAAAUGAACUAAGUUGGUAAUUGGUGGGAACAAGCAGCGAACAUUUAUUCAGUGUUCAAAAAGUUGAAAAUUAUGAUUGAAAUUUGUGAUAAUAAAUAUUAUGUUAAUGAUGAAUAUAGUGCCGCCGACGCCACCACUUCUUCCGCUGUUUGGCAAUCAUCGCCAUCAUCGGUGACAACAGCUACUGGCGCUACAAAACGUGAGGCACCAUAUAAACCAGAUUCCUUCGACAAUUGUACUCGAUCACCGUCAGAGGAUGAUGAACCUCCCCCACGAAAAUCAUUUAAAUUUAAUGUGAUUUAUCUGGAAAAUUCCACGCCACAAACACAUCAACGACAAUCUCAUUAUUCACCAUCGAUGACCAUAUAUUCAUUAUCUGAUCUUGAGCAUCAACAAUUUGCUAAUUAUCAUUAUAAUAAUCAAUUAUUGAAUCAAAUUCAAGAAUCAAACAUGACUUUGACAUCAUCAAAUAGUUUACACAAUAAUAAUAACCAUCAAGUACAAGAAUCGUCAUCCCCAUCAAUUGGUGAUGGAACAUCUCCGUCUGGAUCAUCUUCAAUUGUCAAUCCAACACCGCCAGUGAUGAAUCUUUCGGAAAGCGGUUCACCACAGCAAAGAUCACAACAUCUCACAACAAAUACACCGCCAUCUUCAACACCGCCAUCAUCCUCAUCUUCACCAUCAACAUCAAUUCCGACAUCUGGACAUUUGUUUAUAUCGACGGCAAAAAAGUCUGUUUCAGCCUCAGCAUCAAAUUCUACCAUGAUCAAUGAUAAUCAACAGCAACAAGUGAUCACAACAACAUUAGCACAGCAACAACAAGAAUCACCAUAUUUUGUCUAUAGCAACGAUGCUAGCCCACAUUUGUCUCCGGAUCAAUUAACAACAAAUAAUAAUAUUGGACAAAAUCUUGCUCUGAAUCAUCAUCAUCAUCAGCAUAAUCAUCAACAACAACAACGAUCUGCGAUCGCUCCACAAAGUGCUACCGCUAUUGUUCAUCAUCAGCAACAGCAACAAUUAGCGACCACUACAGGAUUAACUCAAUCGAAUUAUCUCAAUCACCAUCAUAUUGGCCAUCAUCAUUCAUCAUCACCGCAAUCUGAUCUGCCACAAUUGGUUGUGCAACAAUUUAAUCCGGCUCUGAAUUCGGCCGUACGUUUAUUCGCUCCAACUUCUCAACGAUCAAUUAGUAAUCGUUCAGUACAAAGUCACGCAUUCAAUGCUACUCCAAUGUAUGCUGCCACAUUCGACACUGCUGCAGCAACUGGAACUGUCAAUGGAAAUGCAGCUAACGUCAUUGGAUCACCAUCACCAUCUAGUUCAUUAUCUAAUUUCACCUUUGCAAAUGAUACUCGUGAAUGUGUCAAUUGUGGUAAGAGUGCCGUAUCUACUCCUCUUUGGCGUCGUGAUGGCACGGGCCAUUAUUUAUGCAAUGCAUGUGGUCUAUAUCAUAAAUCCAAUGGCAAUAGUCGCCCAUUGGUUCGAAAUCAACGACGACUAUCGAGUACUAAUCGACGAACAGGUAUGAAAUGUUCUAAUUGUACAACAACCACAACAUCAUUAUGGCGCCGAAAUAAUAAUGGUGAUCCCGUCUGUAACGCAUGUGGGCUUUAUUUCAAAUUACAUGGCGUUCACCGCCCAUUAACAAUGAAAAAAGAUCAGAUACAGACCAGAAAACGGAAACCGAAAUCAAUGGCAAACACACCAACGUCAUCAUUAGCCGCACAUCAAAAUAAUGCUGCUUCAGCAGCCGCUGCAGUAGCUGCUAGUGUUAACAAUAUUGGUGCUUCUAAUUCGGCUGUGUUAGCCGCUGGAAAUCAUACAAUUACUGCUCCAGUCUCUGCUUCAACAAUUUUUAGGAAUGGUUUAGUUCAAGCCAGUCCACAACAACAGCAACAUUUUCUAUCUUCACUUCCGCCUUAUUUGUUCGCAAACAAUGCUCAUACUCCUGUUCACCAUCAUCAACCAUCUUUUGUUGGCUUAUCGAAUGUCGCUCAUCAAAGUAGCUUAGGCAUUGGUGGCAAUAAUAGUGGUGGUGGCACAAGUUUCGGAUCUACACGAACCACAGGAUCAAUCAGUGAUAUGGCAGCAGCUGCAGCGGCAGCUGCUGCCGCAGCCGCUGCUGCUGUUUCUGGGGUUAGCCCAAAUUCUGCUGCCGCAUCUCAACAUCUACAAUUUAGUGGUGGCGAAUCCUAUAGCGGUAAUUGCGGAGUUGGCCUAACUCAUCAUUUUGGACCAAAUGCCAUAGGUGACAGUACGAUGGCAGCUAUAAUUAAUAAUGACAGUCUUGAUUUGUUGAAUCAGCAUCAUCAUCAUCAUCAUAAUUCUAUACCGGCAUCACCAGAUAGUACUAAUCAACAACAACAGCAGCAGCAGCAAACAUCUAAUAAUAAUGAUAAUGAGCAGAAUCAACAACAAUUUUAUUCAUCUUUAUCGACACGAGAAUCUUCUUGAUUAUCAUCAACUUCAAUAUUUUAAAUCAUAACUAUCAAAAUGUUAUUCAGUCAACCUACAAAUGCCUCGACUGCCAGAUAUGAUGGCUUACAUUUAUGGAAUUCUUCGUUACAAAUCAAACUUAACGAUUCUAACUCAUCGAAUCAAAUCAAUUCACGUUGAAUCAUCGAAUCAAUUCAUAGAAUCAUAUCAUUUAACUUAUCAUUUUUAUUAUCACUAGAAAAAAAAAUUUGAAAUCGUGCCUAAAUUUCAAAUCUUGAAGCUGAUAUCAUCCAACUGCUGCUCAUUCUUUGUUUCACUUGAUUAUUUGUUAUGUUUUUCUUAUGUGACAUUUACAUUCUUGAUUCAUAUAUAUUAUUCAUAUAUUUUUUCUAAUUUCACAUUUUUUGAUUCACUCUAUAUAUAUAUUAUAAUUUAAG
Messenger RNA from Dermatophagoides farinae (American house dust mite), 3508 nucleotides. RefSeq lists its product as uncharacterized. Gene Ontology annotation, biological process: cell fate commitment; negative regulation of transcription by RNA polymerase II; positive regulation of transcription by RNA polymerase II. NCBI's taxonomy places the organism in Eukaryota, Metazoa, Arthropoda, Arachnida, Sarcoptiformes, Pyroglyphidae. Gene Ontology annotation, molecular function: DNA-binding transcription factor activity, RNA polymerase II-specific; RNA polymerase II cis-regulatory region sequence-specific DNA binding; zinc ion binding. The record is from RefSeq and is a predicted model, not a curated record. Gene Ontology annotation, cellular component: nucleus.